Messenger RNA from Eruca vesicaria subsp. sativa (arugula), 2913 nucleotides. The record is from the annotation of a GenBank genome assembly. NCBI's taxonomy places the organism in Eukaryota, Viridiplantae, Streptophyta, Magnoliopsida, Brassicales, Brassicaceae.
GAAAGAGAGUCGCAUCAGUGCUUUAAUUGAUCAGAUCGAAAGAGAGAAGAUGGGAGACAACGCAACAACUCACCUGGAGAAGAUGGGUAGAGAACUCAACUGCCCUCUCUGUUUGAGUCUAUUUAAUUCUGCAGUUUCGCUUUCAUGCAACCAUGUCUUCUGCAAUGAAUGUGUAGUGAAAUCCAUGAAAGUUGAUGCUACUUGUCCUGUCUGUAAAAUCCCUUUCCAUCGUAGAGAGAUUCGAGGUGCUCCUCAUAUGGAUAGCUUGGUGAGCAUCUACAAGAACAUGCAAGUUGCUUCUGGUGUCAACAGCCAGGCUAAACCAUCAUCACCAGAAAAAGAAGUGCAUGUGGGAGAUGCUUCCAUUGAGAAGGAAAAUGGCAAGAAACGUCAGGGAUCUAGUAAGGCCCGAACAUCAAAGAGGAGAGGGUCUAAGAAAACCAAGGAGACAGAUGUAGAUUCCUCUGCUCCUAUUGUUAUGAAACCUUCAUCCCAAACCAAUAAAAGGGUGCAGCUUUCGCAAAUUCCCUCUUCUGAAAGUUUAACAAAAUCGACAAAAUCUCUUGAAUCAGCUGGAAAUCUCAAGGACUACACUGAUAAAACUGUGAUUCGUUUGAGUGAGCAUCCGAGUCUGAGUAAAGAAGAGAAUCUGGCACCUUUGUUUUGGUUGAGAGAUGAAGAUGAUAGGGAGAGCUUAAGCCAGCCAACAGAAAGUGAUCAACUUUUAGAUGUUACACCUGUUGAUGUUCCCUCUUUCAGUGAUUUGAAGGACUCGGAUCAUGAGAGCCCAUCCAAAGCUGUUGGGCAAGAAAAGCCAAAUGCGGGAGACAUCUUUGACAGUGAAAUGUUUGAAUGGACUCAAAGGGCUUCUUCUCCAGAGAUUCUACCAAGUCCUGUGAAGGCCAAGGCACUAGGUAGAGGUGAGGUUGAUCUUCCUCUAAGGAAACUAUCUAAAGAUGCGUCAUCAAAUAAAAAACGCAAAGCAGGAAGUGCGAAAAAUAAAGCUGCUAAAGUACGUGUUGGGGUUUCCAAUGAGGACUACAUGGCAUCGUCUGCAGGAGAAAGUAUUGGUGAGAAACAAGAGACUGGUGGGACUUCUGGCAAAUCUAUCAGGACAGAUGAAAAGCUUGAUGAAAAUGUGAAAGCUAAACGGGCUACAAGAAACAAGGGCCAGGCUUCAGGAGUUCAGUCUGGUGUAAAAAUAUCUGUUGAAACCGAGGGAAAGCAGAGAACAAAGAGGAAAAGAUCUAGCGUUAAGGUUUCUGCAGAGCACACGGUUGAUGGAUCUAAUGAGCUCUCACUUGAAACAGAAAAACAAAGUCCUGCAGAGAAACCCUCAGUGAAAAAGAGAAGAAAAUCCCAAACGGGUGAUCUGUCUGGGAUAAGUGAAAAUAAGACUUCUCAAAAGAGAUCAAAGCUCGAUCCCUGUGCAAUUCCAAGCAGAGGUACUCAACCGCGUGGCAAGAAAAUCCCAAGUGAUGAGUUGAAUCAAGUGCGUGAUGGACAAGAGUCAACGAACAAAAAGAAAUCCAAUGUGGAUGAAGGCAAUCAUACCGUGCAAGAUUCAGAGAAACGCUCAACGAUAAACAAACCCUCACUUGGAAGUAGUGUACUUCUGCGACGAUGUGAUGGAGCACCAACAAAUAAAUUAACUUGUGCAUUCUGUCAAUCCUCAGAUGAAACAGAGGCUUCAGGGAAAAUGGCUCACUACCAUAAAGGUGAACCUGUCUCUGCAGAUUUUGAUGGUGGGUCUAAGGUCAUACAUGUUCACAAAAACUGUGCUGAAUGGGCUCCAAAUGUAUACUUCAACAAACUUACCGCAGUCAACCUUGAUGUGGAGCUGACAAGAAGCCGGAGAAUAACUUGCAGUUGCUGUGGGCUUAAAGGGGCAGCACUUGGUUGUUACAACGAGAGUUGCAAGAAUAGUUUUCACGUUACGUGUGCAAAACUGAUACCAGAAUGCAGAUGGGACGAUAAAAACUUUGUAAUGCUAUGCCCUAUGGAUGCAUCAUCUAAGUUGCCCUGUGAAGAGACUAGUCCAAAAGAAAGAAAACGCAAGCGUAAUCCUAAAGGACCACUGCAAUCUCAGCCUAAUCAAGUAUCUGAAAAGACUGACAUCAGUGAGCUCCAGUGCAAGCCUUUUCAUGGAUUACCCAAGAAAAUGGUUCUAUGCUGUUCAGGACUUACAGAAGAAGAGAAGAGUGUGAUUUCUGAAUUUGCUGAGCUGUCUGGAGUUACAAUCUCGACAAAGUGGGAGCCAAGAGUUACACAUGUCAUUGCAUCAACCAACGAAAAUGGAGCCUGCAAAAGGACACUCAAAUUCAUGAUGGGGAUCUUGGAGGGGAAAUGGAUUCUGAGCAUUGACUGGAUCAAGGCCUGUAUGAAAAACAGAGAAUAUGUAAGCGAGGAGCCAUAUGAGGUUUCCAUUGAUGUUCAUGGAACACGGCAAGGACCAUAUACUGGAAGACAAAGAGCUUUGAACAAGAAACCAAAACUUUUUGAAGGACUAAAGUUUUACAUGAAGGGAGAUUUCGAGGUUGCUUACAAAGGGUAUCUUCAAGAUAUGAUUGUCGCAGCAGGAGGAACAAUCCUGCGCCGGCGACCCAUUUCUAAUGAGGAUGAUGAAGCUUCCACGAUCGUAGUAUUUAAUGUUGAGCCGAGCAAGAAGAAAACUCUGACGGAAAGAAGAUCCGAUGCUGAGGCCUUGGCUAGAUCUGUUAAUGCAAGAGCUGCAAGUAGUUCAUGGGUCUUGGAUUCGAUUGCAGGUUGCCAAAUUCUAGACUUGAUAUAAGUUCCAUGAACCAUCUCUGGAUGUUUUUUCUUGUUUUUGGUUUUGUCAGAAAGACUUAUGGAGCAUUGUGUUAAUAUUUUUCUUCUUACGUUUUAAUUAUGAAGGGAGUCAAAUUUUCAGUA